AUGAACUUCCUGGAAGAAAAACGGAUUCUUUUUUUGCUCGGAGUUACUCUAGCUCUGGUACUGUAUCGCAGGUGGCGCAAAACUAAAAGCAGACUUCCGCUUCCACCUGCUCCAUUUCCAUCCCACUGGGCUUUCGGCCACAAAGAGUUCUUUGGGUUGCCGCACCGGCAUGUACUAUUAGGAACCAAGUACAGAUCAAUUUGCGGUGAGGUAAUUGGCGUAUCAACUACAUUCGCGCACCAUAUCUAUCUCAACAGCCUUGAUGCCGUGACCGAGCUUCUUGAGAAACGGGCCGGAGUGACUUCAGACCGUCCACCAAAUACGAUGAUUAAAGAUCUUAUGGGAUGGAGCCAAGGUGUCGCGCUACAUGCUCACGACGAGCGGCACAAAAAAAUGCGUCGGGUGAUAGCAUCGGCGCUUCACCCAGCGGCCGCACGCUCUUAUGCUCAACAACACAUGGAUAAUACGUUAGCUUUCGUUCGAAACAUUUCUGGAAGCCCCAGGAUGUUCAAAGAGCACGCCAAGAAUGCCAUUGGAGCAUUCAUCCUAAGGAUGACAUAUGGCCAUAUCGUCACAAAGGACGACACCUUUAUUUCUUUGAUACACGAGGCAGUUCAUUACUUUGCAUUAGGGGUUGGUAAACACUAUUGGGUCAACGACAUACCGCUCCUUAAAUACGUACCAUCGUGGGUUCCCGGUGCUGGUUUCCAGAAAGUUGCAGCUCGAGGGAAAGAACUCAGGAAUCAAUAUGCAAGCGAGCCUUUUGAUAAAGUUCUCGAACAGAUACGUCACAACCAACUGUCUCGUGUAUCAUACACGUCCCGGUUACUUGAAGAGAAAGGGGGAGGAAAUGCUUCUCCUGAAGACAUUGAUCUAAUUAAAUGGACAGCAGCCGCCAUGUACCUAGCUGGUUCGACAACGACCCUGCAUAUUGUAGUAGUUCUAUUUUUUAUGAUGGCGCUGUACCCUGAAGUCGCACAACGGGCUCAGGCUGAAAUAGACACUGUGGUUGGGCGCGGACGUCUUCCUGGUUUCACCGACCGAGAGUCAAUGCCAUACAUGGAAGCACUCUUACAGGAGUUGAUGCGGGUAUCUCCUCCAACCCCACUUGGGUUCCCUCAUGCUGCCACGGAAGAUAUCGAAUUCAGGGGGUAUCGCAUUCCCAAAGGCGCGAGCAUUAACCCUAACGUAUGGGCCAUUCUUCAUGACCCGAAACAUUACCCAUCACCGCAUACAUUCACACCCGACCGCUACCUCAAAUCGGUCCCGGAUCCAGAUCCUAGGAGGUUCAACUUUGGAUUUGGUCGUCGUGUGUGUCCUGGGCUUCAUGUCGCGAACGAUACAGCGUGGGUCAUGUGCGCAGCAGUGUUGGCAUCAUUCGAUAUCCACGCCGGAAGCGAAUUGAGCAGACGUGUAAGAGAACUUGGAGGGCGUGAAAGCCCCAGGUUGUAUGAGCUUUACGAAGGAUUCGGAGGAGGGUUACCGCUGGCCUUUGAGUACAAUAUUACUAUACGUGAUAAGGCUGCUGCAGAACUUUUAGAAUCGAGUGCUUAA
Rhizoctonia solani is the source of this 1554-nucleotide messenger RNA. Its product is annotated as cytochrome P450 family protein. The coding region runs from base 1 to 1554 and encodes 517 amino acids. The transcript is spliced from 10 exons. NCBI's taxonomy places the organism in Eukaryota, Fungi, Basidiomycota, Agaricomycetes, Cantharellales, Ceratobasidiaceae. The record is from RefSeq and is a predicted model, not a curated record. Gene Ontology annotation, molecular function: iron ion binding; heme binding; monooxygenase activity.